Messenger RNA from Zootoca vivipara (common lizard), 5155 nucleotides. RefSeq names its product exportin for tRNA (gene XPOT). Lineage: Eukaryota; Metazoa; Chordata; Lepidosauria; Squamata; Lacertidae. Gene Ontology annotation, cellular component: nuclear matrix; nuclear pore; cytoplasm. Gene Ontology annotation, molecular function: tRNA binding; small GTPase binding. Gene Ontology annotation, biological process: intracellular protein transport; tRNA re-export from nucleus. The record is from RefSeq and is a predicted model, not a curated record.
AAUAGUAAUGAAUGACAGCAUUUUCACUUUUUAAAUGAUUCAUUUAUUUCUAGUCUAAUCCAUGCUGUUGUAAAUAAAUAAUGCAGAGGGAAAGGUCAGUUUAAAUAAAGGGGAAAUUAAAAAUUGUUGCUUGGGACCCUUUCUGUAUGACGGUUAAAGUUGCUUCAGUGCAGGGGGUGACAGCUGUUUUGGGCCCUUGAGUACAUCUGCAAUUGGGAGAAACCCACACAGACCCCCCCCCCAAAACAAGCACACAUUGCAACCUACGGUAUUCUAUUGGCUAGGGUAUAAUGCUUCUUUCGAGCCUGAUUACAAUGAGAGAAAGGGACCAUGUAAGUGACUGGGAAGAUCUAAGUGGGCGCAUGUUAACAAUCCUCGCUUUUAAUGGAAGGUCUUGUGUCCAGCUUUAUUUAUCUGUGUGGGAACAGAUAUAUUUUAUGUUGUUUGCACAGAUUCGCUCCUGAAUUAAAAUGACUGUGUCUUGAGUCUGUCUAAAAUGGAUGUUUUUUGUACUGUAUUUUUAAAAAGGUCUAUCUCUUAUGCGUCCAGGAGUUUAAAGUUUCUUGUUUUUCACUAGAAAUCUUUCAACUUUUUGGUAUAAAUAAGGUGGAUAAUUCACACUUCUACUGAGGUGCAUGUUCAAAGUAUUCAAUCCUUUAAGGUCUUGUAGUCUUUACCAGGGCUUUGUAUAGGAGUAGGGCUCUUUCCUCCCCUUAAGUCUGUAGAGGGAGUAAAAUUACAUAUUGCACAAAAUCCUGUGUGCUGCAAGAAUUCCAGCACAGUGUCAUGCUGUCUUUUGCAAACAUGAGAUCCCCCAGGAGGUAGAGACCAGUGUUCCUUCUUUCCUACAAUAACAUGGAGAGGCCUAGUUCUUGUCCCAUUCAACUUCAGUGAGCUUAUUCUAGGAACAAAGGAGUGGCUCUCAUUUUUUGAAGUAGCCUCUGACAGCCCAGACCAGAGAGGUUUUUGCUUAGAAAUAGGAACACUGGGAUGGCACUGAUGGGUCUUGUUCACUAAGGAAGUCAAAUAGUAAGUCAAAUGGUAUAGAUAGCAGAGCUAAAAUAUUCACAUGUGCCUUAUUUAUCAUGCCACCAGCAUUCUAGCACUAAAAUGAAAACGUGUCUUCUUUCACUAGUCAUGCCAGACUCCUGGUUCCUUUCGGUCCCAGAUAGCACAGCCAAUGGAUAGGGAUGAUAGGAAUUGUAGCUAGCAGCUGAAGGACUAAAGGUUUCCCAGCCCCACUCUAGAGGGUGGAAACCCAUCAGAUCAAAUACUAACUCCAGUACAGGAUAUUAAGUCACUAUAUCUUCUAAAAAAAUUGGAAGUAAAAUGAAAACAACUUGGAAUGCAACUCCAUACCCAUUUACUUGCUGAACUGAAUCAAACUUCUGGAUGAACAUGUAGAGGAAUACAGUACACUGCUCAUUUCGUGGAAUCUCUAUGAAGGGCAGAAAGCUUUCUUGUGAUAUAUCUUUUAUCUCCAGAUGGCUAACCUGUGAAAUUCUUUGAUGCUGUUGGAUGCUGUUGGUCCAAUUAUUCCUGACCACUAGUCAUACUGACUGGGACUUGAGGGGCAGGGGCCCACACCAUAUGUAUGCAGCUUCUGCUGUGGGUGAAUGGGAUAAUCCUGUUAAAAAUAGGGAAGCUGGAGCAUAGCAGAAAUGGAUGAACAAGCUCUUCUGGGAUUAAACCCAAAUGCUGAUGUAGACUUCAGGCAACGAGCAUUGGCCUAUUUUGAACAGCUGAAGAUCUCUCCAGAUGCUUGGCAAGUGUGUGCUGAAGCUUUAGCCCAAAGAAUCUACAGCGAUGAUCACAUCAAGUUCUUCUGCUUUCAAGUCCUGGAACAUCAAAUUAAAUACAAGUAUUCCCAGUUGACUGAAGUACAACAUCAGCUAAUUAGGGAAACACUCAUAGCAUGGCUACAGGCCCAGAUGGUGAAUUCUCAAUCGGAGAAAACGUUUAUACGAAACAAAGCCGCACAAGUCUUCGCGUUGCUGUUUGUCACUGAAUAUCUCACGAAAUGGCCCAAGUUUUUUUUCGAUAUCCUGUCUGUGGUGGGUCUCAAUCCUCGAGGUGUGGACUUGUAUCUUAGAAUCCUUAUGGCAGUCGAUGCUGAACUGGUAGACAGGGAUGUUGUUCAUACAUCAGAGGAAGCCCGCCGAAAUACCUUGUUAAAAGAUGCUAUGAGGGAGCAAUGCAUUCCAAGUUUGGUGGAAUCAUGGUACCAAAUUUUGCAAACUUAUCAGUACACAAAUUCAGAGUUGACAUGUCAGUGUCUUGAAGUAGUUGGAGCAUACGUCUCUUGGAUAGAAUUGAGCCUAAUCGCCAAUGAAAGAUUUAUAAACAUGCUGCUAGGUCACAUGUCUGUAGAAGUUCUGCGGGAAGAAGCGUGUGACUGCUUGUUUGAAAUUGUAAAUAAAGGAAUGGACCCAAAUGAUAAAACGAAACUGGUGGAGACGUUGUGUCAAGUGUUGCAGUCGGCUGGUCUCUUCAGUGUUGACCAGGAAGAAGAUGUGGACUUUCUGGCCAGGUUCUCCAAACUGGUGAAUGGGAUGGGACAAGCACUGAUAGCUAGUUGGACUAAACUUGUGAAAAUUGGAGAUAUGAAGAAUGCCCAGGAUACUCUGCAAGCUAUUGAAGCAAAAGUGGCCCUAAUGUUGCAGCUUCUGGUUCAUGAGGAUGAUGAUAUUUCUUCUAAUAUUAUUGGUUUUUGUUACGACUAUCUGCAUAUACUGAAGCAGCUUCCUAUGCUUUCAGAACAGCAAAAAGCUAAUGUAGAGGCAAUUAUGUUGGCUGUUAUGAAGAAACUAACCUAUGAUGAAGAAUACAACUUUGAAAAUGAGGGUGAAGAUGAAGCGAUGUUUGUAGAAUAUCGGAAGCAACUUAAACUGUUGUUGGACAGACUUGCACAGGUUUCGCCUGAAUUACUCUUGGUUUCCGUACGGAGGGUUUUUAACACUACAUUGCAGAACUGGCAAACUAAACCGUUUAUGGAAGUGGAAGUAGCAAUCAGGCUGCUGUAUAUGCUGGCUGAAGCUCUUCCAGUAUCUCACGGGGCUCACUUUUCGGGUGAUACAAAAGCCGGCGCUCUGCAGGACAUGAUGCGGACUCUGGUUACAUCGGGUAUUAGCACCUAUCAGCAUACAUCAGUAACCCUGGAAUUCUUUGAGACUGUGGUCAGAUAUGAAAAGUUUUUCUCCAUUGAACCUCAGCACAUUCCAAAUGUUUUAAUGGCCUUCUUGGAUCACAGAGGUCUUCGCCAUAGUAAUCCAAAAGUGAGAAGCAGAGCAGCUUAUCUUUUUUCCAGAUUUGUCAAAUCCCUCAACAAACAAAUGAACCCUUUUAUUGAAGAUGUGCUGAAUAGAAUACAAGAUCUGCUGGAACUUUCUCCACCUGAAAAUGGCUACCAGGCUUUUUUAAGCAGUGAUGACCAACUGUUCAUUUAUGAGACUGCUGGAGUACUAAUAGUGAACAGUGACUACUCUGCAGAACGGAAGCAGGCUUUAAUGAGAAAUCUUUUGACUCCUCUAAUGGAGAAGUUUAAAGUGCUGUUAGAAAAACUUAUCAUGGCACAAGAUGAGGAUAGACAAAUGGCAUUAGCUGAUUGUCUGAAUCAUGCUGUUGGCUUUGCAAGCCGUACUAGCAAAGCUUUCAGCAACAAGCAGACAGUAAAGCAAUGUGGCUGCUCUGAAGUGUAUCUGGACUGCCUGCAAACCUUUUUACCGGCUCUCAGCUGCCCCUUGCAGAAGGAAGUUCUCCGAAGCGGUGUCCGCACCUUCCUUCACCGAAUGAUUAUUUGCUUAGAGGAGGAAGUUCUUCCGUUUAUCCCUUCAGCCUCUGAACAUAUGCUCAAGGAUUGUGAAGCAAAAGACCUUCAAGAGUUCAUCCCUCUCAUAAACCAGAUCACAGCUAAGUUCAAGAACCAGGUCUCCCCAUUUCUCCAACAGAUGUUUAUGCCUCUGCUGCGUGCUAUUUUUGAAGUCCUGCACCGCCCAGCUGAAGAAAACGACCAAUCUGCUUCAUUAGAAAAGCAGAUGUUACGAAGGAGUUACUUUGCCUUUUUGCAAACCGUCACUGGCAGUGGAAUGAGUGAAGUCAUAGCCAAUCAGGGUGCAGAGAAUGUAGAACAUGUGUUGAUCACAAUCAUCCAAGGAGCAGUUGAUUACCCAGAUCCUAUUUCUCAGAAGACAUGCUUUAUUAUACUUUCAAAAUUAGUGGAACUCUGGGGAGGCAAAGACGGACCUGUGGGUUUUGCUGACUUUGUCUACAAGCACAUUGUUCCUGCAUGUUUCUUAGCACCUUUAAAGCAAACCUUUGACUUAACAGAUGCACAGACAGUAUUGGCUUUAUCCGAGUGUGCAGUGACACUAAAAACAAUUCAUCUCAAAAGGGGCCUUGAAUGUAUUCAGUAUCUUCAACAAGAAUAUCUACCUUCGCUACAGGUAGCUCCCGAAAUAAUACAGGAAUUUUGUCAAGCACUUCAACAGCCUGAUGCUAAAGUUUUUAAAAAUUACUUAAAGGUAUUCUUUCAAAGAGCAAAGCCCUAAGAGAUCUACUGAAACCUUUGACUGUUUCCCCGAAUCAGGAUUUCCAUAUAUUAAUUUGUAUGAAUGCAAACUCCUGUGCCAUUCAGGCUUACUUUUUCUUUUGGAAGACAUUGCUCUGUGCUUCAAUCAGUAUGUGUAUUAGCCUUUUUGUGUAAAAGUGCAAAUGAAAUGCCCUACAUUGUGUUGGUUGAUGCACAUGUGGCAUGUGGGCAAAACGUCUUGCCUGCCUGCCUACUCAGAAACACUCUAUGUAGGAUAAUUGUGUGCUGUAAUUAGUACAGCAAAAAGAAAAGAAAAGAAAAUAUCCUUUUUUAUUUUGAAUUUUUUUUAAAAAAAUGUAUAAAUUCCUUCCAAGCCUAUAGGAAUGGUUAUAAAUUGUGUACAUUUUUAAAUACUGAGUAAGAUAUUUGCAUAUUAGAAAUGAAACUCAUUUGUUCAUGCACGGUGAUAUUAAAUAAAGCAAUCAAACUUGGUUUUGUAGAUAGAUGUUUCAUUGGAGCGGUCCUGAUGCUGAAGUGUAUGCUACAAAACAAUUAUUAAUGGAUCAGAUUUACAACAAGAUCUGGUUCUACAUUUUUAUACAGAAAAAUAAAUUUUAUUCAAUGAAA